This is a messenger RNA of Trichosporon asahii var. asahii CBS 2479, 531 nucleotides long. RefSeq lists its product as uncharacterized. Bases 1 to 531 code for a protein of 176 amino acids. NCBI's taxonomy places the organism in Eukaryota, Fungi, Basidiomycota, Tremellomycetes, Trichosporonales, Trichosporonaceae. The record is from RefSeq and is a predicted model, not a curated record. The transcript has a single exon.
AUGAAGUUCUCGCUCAUCGCUACCCUCUUCGUCGCUGCCGUCUCUUUCGCAGCCCCUAUUGACAACACCGACUCCAAGGCUCUCACUCGCUCUGUCAUUGACGGUACCGACGUUGGCGCCUCCAUCGUUGUCCGCGACUCCCUCGAGCCUCGCAAGCUGAACCGCGGCACGCCUGCCCUCUCGGCUGCUCUCAACGACAUCUACGCUCCUCCCUACUCCGAGGAGCAGUAUAGCCUGGAGGGUUUCGUGCAGUACACGCACGGCCGUCUGCGCGACAAGUUCCCGGGUGCCAACAUCUUCAUCUUCCACCGCUUCAAGCCCGACUCGCGCUUCGAGUGGGGCGUCUCGGACCCCAACGCCGAGGAGGCCGAGGUGCAGAAGGUCGUCGGCUUCGCGACCGAGUACUACCAGGUCGUUGUGUUCCGCUCCGCCGGCGUGCUCCGCAAGAGCGGCGAUGGCGGGUUCAUCAACUGGAUCUUCUCGGGCAAGUUCACCCGCGAGGGCGACAAUGUCAACUUCCAGGCGCCCUAG